Branchiostoma belcheri (Belcher's lancelet) is the source of this 2029-nucleotide messenger RNA. RefSeq lists its product as uncharacterized. NCBI's taxonomy places the organism in Eukaryota, Metazoa, Chordata, Leptocardii, Amphioxiformes, Branchiostomatidae. Bases 114 to 1523 code for a protein of 469 amino acids. The record is from RefSeq and is a predicted model, not a curated record. The transcript is spliced from 7 exons.
CUACUACAGGUGCACUUCAAGGAGCCGUGAGGCAAGAACGAAGAGAUCUUCAACUGUUAGCAGUUCAACCAUCCUUCAAACAUCAGAUUGACGAUUAUACAGUGUGAGACAUCAUGCCUGCCGCCGUCGUUCCUGCGUUCCGCUUCGAGACCCUGAAAGUUCCCAGCAAGACGAAAAUCCGCGAUUUCGUCAAGAACAACAAGCUGGAGUUCGCCAAGGGGAAGGGCUUCUACCAGCUGACCAAACCCGAGACCAUCCAGCGCUACAAGGAAGUGGUGGCGCGUCGCAAGACGGACGGAGCCUUCGUCAGCGGAGACGCCGUCAGGAAAGUCCUCGGCAUUCCCGAGGACGACACCAACUUCUCCCUCAACAAGAAGAACAUCCCGGACUUCGACGUCUUCAUCCAGAGCACGUCUUACAACCGCGUCCUGGUGCCCGACACGGAGUUCCUGUACGAGGUGACGACCGCGGCGGGAAAGAGGAAGGCCGAGGCAGCCGACGUCAUGAUUUCGUGUAAGAAAACCAAGAAGGACGAGACCGUCCCUUCUCCGUGUGUCCCUCCACACUUCCCGCCAGGUGGCCCCAUGGAGAUCGUCUUCUCCUUCGACACCACGGGGUCGAUGGGCGGCUGUAUCGCCGAGGUCCGCAGAGAGGUCCAGGACAUCAUCCGCCGUCUGCACGCCGACAUCCCCGGCAUCCGCAUCGCCAUCUUCGCGCACGGGGACUACCAGGACGCCGGCAGCACCUACGUCACCAAGUGGGUGGACUUCACCACGGACGCCGACAAGCUGUGCGAGUUUGUGCGCACCGUGGAGAACACGUGCGGGUACGACGGCGACGAAUGCUACGAGCUUGUCCUGCGACAGGUCCGGACGGAGUUGUCCUGGACGCCGGGCACGCAGCGUUCCCUGGUGCUGAUCGGUGACGCCGACCCGCACGAGCCCAGCUACGGUCUCAACACCGACAACAUCGACUGGAGAGAGGAGACAGACAGGCUCUACAACGAGACCGGCGUGCACAUCUAUGCUGUACAGGCUGGCGGUUCGUCCCGUGACAUGGCCUUCUACAAGGACCUGGCCAACCGGACUCAGGGCUGCCACCUGAAGCUGGAGAACUUCUCCUGCAUCAUAGACUUCCUGAUGGCCAUCUGUUACCGCGAGCGUGGACCCGACCAACUCAUGGCCUAUGAGAAUGAGGUGCGUGCCCGGUACACGGCCCCCGGUGGGCCGGCCAUGAACAGGGAACUACACGGACUGUUCGACACACUGGCCGGCAGGGGAGGAGAUGAGGCUGAGACAGAUUCUCCACCCAGGUUGGUCCGGGCCUCCACACCGCUCCUGACCCCGCCCACCACCCCACCGCGUGCCAGCGGACACACCCCGUCCCCACCGCGCACCCCGACACGCAGGACCAGGCUCAGCCGCCAUGGCCGCAGGCGCUUCGGCAGGCGGUCACCCAGGAUCGCUGCCCGGCUACUGCGCAGGUCACGCCGGCUUGUAGCCAGACAGCUGUUCUUCACUUAGUAAACAUUAGAUGGUUAUGACUAACACUUCGCAGUGUUGCAGUGUUAGAACAAGUGUUGUAUCAUAAUACCUGCUCUUGAAUUCUACCUGUAUCUGUAUUCUGUAUUACAUGUACCUACUGCUCAUCUUUGUUCAUGUACAAUGUACUAUGCUAACUUCUACACUAUAUAUAGGUGUAUUCGCUUUUACAUAUUCUAUGUAUAUAUUUAUAUUGCAGCAGUGGCUGAUGUGAUAACUGCAGUAAAUAUUUUGUCUGUCAUUAAGUUUAAAGAGAUUAUAAGAAUUUUUGAAAAGGUGUAAAUAUCAAUGUACUACACAAUGUUGUGUAAAAUGUAGUAUUGUACAACUGCAGAAAUCAACUAUCAUUGUUAGGGGAUUUGUAAUUGUAACAGGGAACUCCUUAACUUUUGUGUGGUUAUCUUUAAGAAGAAAGGGUAAAAUAUUUGUAUGAAAAAGAGUGAACUUAGUCACAUCUGAAAUGAUGAGGUGAAAGUUGAUCAGGUGAA